This is a messenger RNA of Plodia interpunctella (Indianmeal moth), 2291 nucleotides long. RefSeq names its product NAD kinase 2, mitochondrial (gene Nadk2). Gene Ontology annotation, biological process: NADP+ biosynthetic process; NAD+ metabolic process. The record is from RefSeq and is a predicted model, not a curated record. The coding region runs from base 293 to 1603 and encodes 436 amino acids. The transcript is spliced from 11 exons. Gene Ontology annotation, molecular function: NAD+ kinase activity. Gene Ontology annotation, cellular component: mitochondrion. Lineage: Eukaryota; Metazoa; Arthropoda; Insecta; Lepidoptera; Pyralidae.
UGUUUUCGUUUUGGUUUGACGAUGUAUUUCUGUUUGCGGGUUUCGUGUAGUGAGAAUUCUAUUAUUAAGAUUGGCUUAUCUAUCAGUCGCCUUUCACAAGAAGGCAAGAAGUAACUACAUAGCCACCACGCCUCUAAUCUGACGCCGGAAUACUUUAUAUUCGUCAGGAAUUACAUUACAUCUACUCUUCAACUUUGGCACGUUUGAACUGUGAUCUUAUAAGUGCUAGUGGCAUUUUGUAAGGUCGUGGGCGUAAUUAUAACCUGUGAAGAAUUGUGUGAAGUGCCGGAAAAUGUCCGUGUUGAACAAUUUCUCUGUAUCUAUUGCUAGAUCUAUGCGCCGCAUGAACAAACCGAAAGAGUCCAUAUUCCCGCGGACAGCACGUCGAGACAGUGCAACCUCCAACAAUGAGAAGCCCAAACUAAACAUGGAAAAAUGUCUAAUCGUCUCCAAAGUUACGAGAUAUGAAUACGAAAAACACAGCCGCGACAACAUUUCCGACACAGAGCUGGAGAGGAUCAUCAGGAAGCGAGGGUCUGACUUCGAGGCUAUGAAGCAGACCCACAACGAACAGAAGGCCUUCGAGGAAGGAGUCGCUAGGAGCCUCAAGGAUAUGGGGCUUCAGGUCGAGAUGGCUAGCAGAUUAACAUAUAACGAAGAAUUAAUAAAUUGGUGCGACGUGGUGGUACCCUGCGGUGGAGACGGGACCUUUCUCCUGGCAGCUUCAAGAGUAAGAGAUGCCAAUAAACCGGUUAUAGGUUUUAAUAGCGCGCCACACAAGUCGGUCGGCCGGCUUUGCCUGCCCACCUGGUGCUCCAACGACGUCAAGGGAGCGCUACACGCGUUGAAGGAGGGCCGGUUCAGAUGGAUGCGCCGCACCCGGAUACGCACGACCGUGUCCAGUGUGCCUAAACUGUUAGACAAAAUAACGCCGGUUGAUCUCCACACAUUGCAUUAUUGUAGAUACCCUCCAGUAUCGAACAGACACGACGACCCAGAAGAGGAGUGCUGUUGUUGUCCCGCUCCCCCCGCGCCUCAGACCGCCACCUCCACUAAAGUGUUGCCAUUUCUAGCACUCAAUGAGGUGUUCAUAGGAGAGAGCGUGACGUCGCGCGUGUCUCUGCUCCGGCUGCAGAUCGACAACGGCCAGUGGACGCACACAAAAAGCUCAGGACUGUGUGUCACUACUGGGACUGGAAGCACAUCGUGGCAUUUCAGCAUCAACUGCCUCCGAACUCACUCUGUGUUAGAACUGAUGAAGAUACUACAGGAGGACUACAACGUGAAGUUGGACACGAGGCUGGAGCACGCGAGGGAAGUCGCCGAGAGGUACAACCAGAAGCUGAUGUUCCCGCCAGACUCGCCGCAGCUGGCGUACAGCGUGCGCGAGUACAUCGCGCUCGAGGAGUGGCCUGCGCCGCGCGGGCUGCGCGUGCGCAACCGCGCCUCCGCCGUCAGGGUCGAGUCCCACUGCACCGACGCCGGUCUAGUGGUAGACGGCAGCGUGUCUUUCCCAUUCAAUGAUGGCACUGAAGCCGUGUUAGAAGUACAUCCAGAAGAUUCCUUGAUGACCGUACAGAUGGACGAUGCUUUGCCUCAUUAGGUCAUCUCCAUCCUGGAGAAGGACGCUCGAACGUUGCUUAACCUUCGAUUUCUAGCAGGAAUCUUCAGGUCGUCGUGAAGCGUGAAACGACGCUUAAUCUUACUUUCUACAGUCUUUUCCUAAAAAGUCUAUUACAAUUUAUAUUGCUGUGAAAUCAUAAAGACACUGUGAGAUUGUUUACUUGUGAGAAAAGAACGGGGUAUAAACUUGUAUUGUUUUGAGACCCAUCUUUUGUAUGACGCGCCAAAAGUUGCUUACCCUGCGAGAUUGCAAUGGUGUAAUGUCUGUGAUCAAAUGGCGCUAUUUUAGUAUGCGUUGUUAUUAUAUAAUUAAUAAUUAUUAUAUAAUGUUAUUUAAAUAUAAAUCAAAUUAGUUUAAGACUGAUAUUUUAGUUUUGUAAGUUUAAAACUGUGUUUCAAUAAGUGCAGAUUGGCUAAAAAUGAUAAAAAUAAGGGCUAUUGUGCAAUAUAAUACUUUGUUGGAAAUUGUAUUACUGUAACUAUAAUAAUGUAAUAAAAUUGAAGCGGUGGUGGUGUAAUGGUUAAGACGUCUGUGGAUCCUACUCGUGCCACAUGAGUUUUAUACCAAUCUGACUCAUGUAUAGUAGUUUUCAUCGACCACUUGCUUCCGGUGAAGGAAAACAUCGUGAGGAAACCGGCACACUGGUUGAUUAACUUGUCUGGGAAAU